CGACAUGAACGGUCGUAAACUGUGAAAAUGCGCUUCAGUUAUGCAAGACCGGAUCUCGGCCUGUAUUUAUUAUUGCUGGUAAACUUAAAUUUCAAACUCGGGGAAACGGCCAACAUCCUGGGCUUAUUUCCAUACCAGUACACUUCGCCCUUUCUGGUGGUUAAGCCAUUUGUUCAAGCGCUUGUAGAACGAGGACAUAAUGUUACCUUGAUCACAUCAAAAUCCAUGCCUGAUGUUAAGGGAAUUCGGCAUUUACGCGUUUCCAAAUUAAACGAACGCUUUCAAGAAAUGUUUAAAGGUGACGAAAAAUUCGAUUUUUUGAUCAACAAGUGGAGGGAAAGCAUUUUUGGUGCUAAAAUAUAUUUCCAUAUGUGCCAGGAAAUUUUAAGUGACGAUGCCGUACAGAGAAUACUUAAAGACAGAAACGAGCACUUCGAUCUCAUCAUGAUGGAGGCCACCAAUUUGGAUGCACUUUGUGGACUUGUGGAGUACUACAAUGCCACUUUAGUUGGCUUGGCUUUCUUGAAUUUCAACUGGUACACUGAAGAGCUGGCAGGAAACCCCGCUCCGAGCAUCUACGAACCGAUUUCCCCUAUUGGAUAUUCUAGGGAUCACUCCAUGCUGAGCAGAAUUUAUAAUUGGAUUCAUAUCACGGAGGAAAAGUUGCUGGAGAACCUGAUUAUCCUACCAGCUCAACUGCAACUCUUCAAAAAGUUCUUCGGCUAUUCGGAGCAAAAGUUCUACGAGUUGCGUAAUAAGUACUCGGUGAUCCUAGUAAACGAUCAUUUUAGUAUGGGAAAAGUGAGAGCCAAUGUACCAAAUAUCAUCGAAGUGGGAGGACUACAUCUCAGUGAACCCCCAGAACCAUGUGACGAAAAUCUGCAGAGAUUCAUGGACGAAGCGGAGCAUGGAGUGAUAUAUUUCUCCAUGGGACUAGAUAUAUUGGUUCAGUUUCUGCCGGAGAACAUGCAACAACCUCUGAUGCAAUCAUUUUCUCAAUUGAAGCAGCGUGUUGUGUGGAAAAAUGAACUCUUCAAUAUGCCUAACAAAUCGGAAAACAUAUAUGCGAUUAAAAAGGCCCCUCAGCGCCACAUUUUGGAGCACCCCAACAUUCGGCUUUUCAUCACAAAUGGUGGAUCGCUAAGUGUAAUGGAAGCGGUUUCCAGCGGUGUUCCGAUGCUUGGAUUGCCAGUGUUUUUCGACCAGUUUGGUAAUUUGCAAUGGGCACAAUUAGCAGGAAUGACCGAAGUGCUGGAUGUUAACACUCUGAAUGCAGAAAUUUUGACCACCACCAUUCGGGAGCUGAUUGAGAACCCAAAAUAUUCUCUGAGGGCCAAGGAAAUGUCAAAUACUUUUCGGGAUAGACCCAUGAGUCCUUUGGAUACAGCGGUUUGGUGGACAGAAUACGCCUUACGGAAUCGGAAUGCCGCACUUAUUCGCCUCAAUAAGGAGGAUAUUUCCGUGAUGUGGUACUAUAGAUUGGAUUGUCUACUUUCCUUUGGGCUCCGUUUUUUAAUCGUUUUUGGUUCGGUGUUAUAUCUGAUCUGGAAGGUAAUACAAAAGAAACGUGAGAGGAAGAAAACAAAAGAGUUAAAGAUGCUACAGCUAACAUCGCAAUAACACUUUUUUUUUUCUUUAUUUAUUUAUUUAGUGCAGAAUCUGUACAGCAAAUUAAA
Messenger RNA from Drosophila ficusphila, 1676 nucleotides. RefSeq names its product UDP-glucosyltransferase 2-like. Lineage: Eukaryota; Metazoa; Arthropoda; Insecta; Diptera; Drosophilidae. Gene Ontology annotation, molecular function: UDP-glycosyltransferase activity. Bases 28 to 1620 code for a protein of 530 amino acids. The transcript is spliced from 2 exons. The record is from RefSeq and is a predicted model, not a curated record.